Messenger RNA from Chinchilla lanigera (long-tailed chinchilla), 4186 nucleotides. RefSeq names its product protein FAM170A-like. The transcript is spliced from 4 exons. Gene Ontology annotation, cellular component: nucleus. Lineage: Eukaryota; Metazoa; Chordata; Mammalia; Rodentia; Chinchillidae. The record is from RefSeq and is a predicted model, not a curated record. Gene Ontology annotation, biological process: fertilization. Bases 2022 to 3050 code for a protein of 342 amino acids.
AAGAAAAACCAAGAAAAUUGAUGGAAAAGCAGUUUUUCCAUAGUAAAGCAGACAUUAAGAAAUUCAUUACCAAUAAAACAGUACUCAAAAUUUUUUUUUCAAAGAUCCCAUAAAGAGACCACAGAGUCAGUGAUGCCAAAAAAUCUAGUGGAAUGAAAAUAUCUCCCGGGUAUUUCAAGGAGAAAAAAAAAAUGAGAAAUAGAUAAACAAAGCAAUGACAAGAAUAUCAAUGUUUUAGUAAUAACUCUAUGUCCAUGGGCUCAGGUCCCUGAUUAGAAGAGAUAGAUUAGUAAAUUGUAUCAGAAGCAAAAUCCAACAGUAUUACAUGUACAAGAAACACAUUUAGUCCAAAAUGAAAUUCAUACACUAAAAGGAUAGAAAAUAAUAUUCUGUGCAAUGGGAUUGCAGAAACAACAAAGGAUAGCUAUUGAAGUUUCAGACAAAGUAGAUUUCAAGUGAAAAUUGAUUAGAAGAGGCACUAUAUAUUGAUUGAGGAAACAGUUCAACAGGAAGAGAUAAGAAUUAUAAAUAUGUAUCUAACAUACAGCAGUGUACCCAACUUCAUAAAAUAAACACUACUAGACAUAAAGAUCAGAUCAACAUCAACACAAUCAUAGUACAGAACCUCAAUACCCCACUAUCAUGAAUAGAUCAAUUAGAGGGCAAAAAAGUUAGAGUUAACCCACACAUUUGAACAAAUGCACUCAAUAGACAUCUUUAGUGUUUCACCAAACAACAGAAUACAUGUUCUUCUCAGUCACACACAUGCAACUUUUUCCAAAAUAGACCACACACAAGCCUAUAAAGCAUGCUAAAGUAAAGGAAAAGAACCAAAGUAAUCCCAUGCAUAUUGUUAGAUUAUCCACAUGGACUUGGUAAUUCUUCUCCUUGCUUGAAGAUUAUGGAAAAAUAUCAACUAAGGUAAAUAACUUAUGAUACAAUUCUUCUUUACCUUUGGAUUUGUCCUCAUCUUGCCUUUUGUUAUGAAGACUACCAACUUGGGAAUAAACUAAGUGUGACCUAACUAAGGAAGUCUUGGGUCUGCAAAGGAAGGGAAGGGCUACAUGCCAACAGAGCUGUGUAACCUGGAUGGCAUAGACCAGCUGGAAUUAGUACAGCAUUCCUGGGAGAGGAUCUUUAUUCAGGUGCUUUAUUCAGGGGAGUUAGGUGAAAUGUAAAGCUGCAAAUUGGAGAGUUUGUGAAAAUGUGAGCAAAACAGGAUUUAGUAUUCAGACAAGGGCUUCACAAUUCUGCUCUUAUUAAUCUGCUGCUAGAAAGGCCUCUGGCAUUACGUGAAAAAGCAAUGGCCCACACUAAAAGAUGCAUGGCAUGAAGAAAAGGAUGAAAAAGCACAGAAAAGUAAGCCAUAUGAACCUAGGAGAGAACCCAGCUGACAAGUUCCUUGGGAGGUUGCUAUGGACUAAAUUUUGUCCCGUCCAAAGUCAUUUGCUGAAGAACUGACCACACAUUAUGCUUUGAUACAAAAUGAUCUGCAAAACUCUCAUGCAUUCAGUGGUGAGCUUUGGAAGGCUCUUGGAUGGUGGGGCAUUACAUUCUUCAGGAGAUUCAGCCAUUGAUGAGUUCCUGGCUGGAUGUGCUGCUCGGAGGUGGGGCUUAGUUUGGAAGUGGAUCAGAGGGAGUUGACGGGUGUACUCUGAUCUCUGGCUGCUCCCCGUUCUCUGUUUGCUUCUUUGCUGCUAUGGGAUGAGCAACCUUCCUCCACCACACCCUUCCACCAUGCCAUUUCUGCCUUGGAGCCAACAAUCAUACACUGAACCCACUGGGAAGUGUGAUCCAGACAAACCUCUCAUCCUUCAAGUUGUGGGUGUUGGGUAUUGUGUCCAGCAAGAGGAAAGCUAAUACACAACCCUUCCCCUUGUGACAUUUGGAGAUAAGGCAUUUAGUAAGAACUUUUGAGUAAAUAUGCCUUGUUUUCAGUGCUUGUGGAGAAUGAGAACAACCAGAGGCAGAUCUUCUGGAGUAAAGGACACUGAAGGGGGCUAAGCCACACCCUGGAUCUAAUGGAAAUUACUAAGGUUGAGAAGAAACACAAACUGACCCUAUCAGAUGAGGUAUAUUCUAUAACAGUGAGAGAACAGUUAGAUUUUCAAGAUGAUCUGCAGGGGAGAAAUGAUGAAGUGGCCCUAACUCAAAACCAGGAAGAGACCUUUACUGGUUCCUCAAAUCACCUCUCUUGUGAAGACAAAUCCUUCUGUGCAGGCUUGAGUCAGGGAGCAGAAGAGAAGUCCACCAACUUAGAGCAUUGCUCAAAGGUCUCUCCUGCGGGCCAGUGCAGCGCUGUGAAGCAGGAAGGUGUUGGAUCCUCUGAGAUGCUUUUAUAUCAAGACAGGAUGGAGAGGGAGACAUUCUUUUUUAAUUCACGUUCCCUUUCACCUUGGUCCUUUGCUAGUAGCUCACCAUCAUCCUUGGAAUCUUCUGAAGAGAAACAACUCAUGAAUAUUUACUACAUGCAUGUCCCAAAGAAAAGGGGUGCAGCAGUUUUAGGGGAUGCAGAAGAAGACUCAGAGCCACCUCAAAAGAGGAUAAGGAUAGCAAGAAUUAACAUUCCUAGCAAGCUGCUUCCAAAACUCAGCCUCUCUUAUAUGAGGGACAUCUUAAGUGAUAGUGAGGAGAGCUCCACCAGUGAAGUCCAGGAGCAAAGGGCAGAGGCUGAGAGUCCAUCAAGGCCUGGGAAUCAGGACACAGGGGGCAGCGUCCAAGUCCCAGAAGAGCCAGUGGACCUGCAGGGUGGCUUCAAGUGUAUGGGCUGCCAUCAGCUCUUCGCCAACGUGGAAUCGCUGAAGAAGCACGUGGAGCAAGCGGGCGAGGAGGCUAUCGCCUGCCUAAAUUUUCACCUCACAUUCGCCAAACUAAUGCACAAAAGGAAAAAAAGGAAGACCCUAAGGAGGCAGAACAGUGAGUCAGACGAAACAUCUGGGGGCUCUCGGAGGGCUCUUUUGCGGUUUUUGGUAUUUCAUCUUCUGAUAUUUUGGAUAGUUCUUUUUUUUAUUAUUUUAUCAACUAGAAAUGACAUCACUCCUAUUUCUUGAUGCAAACAAGAGGCAAUCAUGUAUGAGGGCACCAGGAAACUUUUUUGUUUAAUCCAAAAAACAGUCCCAGGGAGACUAAGAAGACACCUGAUCAUUGAAGAUAUGAAACCACGUCCAAAGUUCAACCAGAAAAACACAGACACUAUGUUCUUGCUCAUGUAAGACCCAAUUUCUACCUUGGUGCCUGGGUGCUAAAUGCAGCUGAGCAAUUUCAGUUCAGCUGCAAGACAAACAUUUCAAGAGGAGAAAAUGCUCACAAGGAAACACUCUUUCCACCUCCUAAAAUAGAAGAAUAACGCCAGUGCAAAUUCCUCGACAGCUUCUCUAUAUUUUUAUUUUAGUUUGAAAAUGGCUCAUAAUCUCACCGCACAGCCCAGAAUUGCAUUCAUUCAACUUAAUACUAGCCAUGUGCAACAUCCACAAAUACACACAUGAGACAAAAAAUGCCAAAACAUACAAAACUUCAGCAGUACAGAUUGUAAUGCCCUAUCUCUCCUGCAUUCACCCUACCACACACUCAUUUUCCUCAGGAAGUUCUUUGGUAAUACUUUAAAUUGUAUCUUCUAUUAUAAGUUUAUCAUUAUUAACACUGAAACUGCCAGAAGGCAUUUGGGACCCCUACGUAAGUGCGUAUUUAGUUAUCUUUCAACAAAUUCAUUUAUCAGUUAUUCUGCCCUCUGUUACCUAUUUAUGUGAGGAUUGUCUGUGCGAGUGCACUUACACAUACAAACAGGAGACAAAGCAGGGUUACAGGUACCUUACCUGCCUAGUACUUUCUGUUUUCUUCAUGGGGAGGAGUCUCCUCCAUCUCACCCACCUGUGGGCAAGUGAGUGCCAACCAAAUGAAGCCCUUACUGCACUGUUUGACUUGGUGACUGACCUAUCUAUGCAUGUCGGGCAAUGUAGGGAUAGGUUGGAAAAUUUAAAGAGAAGACAUAGAGAUGUUGACUUUCAGCUGUGAACAAUCUUGUGUUCUGUGCCACCCCCUCUGGACCACUGUUGCAACUCUACAUGAGGUCUGUAGUCCUCAAAAGCUGGUCUUUCUUCAUCAUUCUUUAAAAUACCUGCUUCAACUGUUACUUAAUUCACUGAGCAUCUCCUCUAAAAUCUUCAAUAAAGUUCUGCUUUGCCUCUAA